UUCCCGCCAAUUUGCUGCAGACAAUUAGGCACUUUCCCUCGCUUCCCCUUUCGCCCUAACCGCUCUGCUCUCUCUCUCACCCAGUAUCACCAUUCCAGACACUCGUUCGCACGCUGAAGAUCAUGGCUUCCGAUUCUUCUCCUGUCAACACGCACGACGGUCCGUCGUCUCCGGAUGCGUGGCCGACGAGCCCAGUCAGCAACACAGUAUCAUCUCCUGGAGAGCGCUCGCGCCGGAAACGUGGCCGUCAUUCCAGCUACGCUACGCCGUCACCGAUGCCGUCAGGUUCGCGUGUCAGAACACCCGAGGCAACUCCAACGCCCUCUAGUAACGCUCGACGUCGUGGCCGAGGUAGGAGGCAGUCGACCACCCCUACUGCUGGUGCCACGCCGACCUCGAAUGAUGAUGUCCCGCCGUCUUCAGAUGCUGGUGAAGGGAAUGAGGAUGAGCCUCCGGUAGUGUACGUUUGGGGCACGAAUAUUAGCGUGCAAGAUGUUAAUGCGGCAAUUUUGAGGUUCUUGAGGCAUUUCAGGGAAGAUCCUCAGCAAAUUGAGGGGAAAUAUAUGAGAAUGAUUAAUCAUGUAAUUGAAAUGGAGGGUGAUUCGCUUGAUGUUGAUGCACAAGAUGUGUAUGAUUACGAUAGUGACCUGUAUACUAAAAUGGUUAGGUAUCCUCUUGAGGUGCUAGCUAUAUUUGAUAUGGUAUUGAUGGACAUGGUGGGGAGAAUCAAUCCUUUAUUCGAGAAGCACAUACAAGCCAGGAUAUUUAAUCUUAGGAGUUCAACUUCAAUGAGAAAUCUUAACCCCUCUGAUGUUGAAAAGAUGGUUUCUUUGAAAGGGAUGAUUAUUCGUUGUAGCUCCAUUAUACCUGAGAUCAGAGAAGCCGUAUUUAGAUGCCUGGUCUGUGGUUAUUACUCUGACCCAAUUGUUGUUGAAAGAGGAAGAAUCAACGAGCCAACAGUUUGUGCGAAGCAAGAAUGUCUCUCCAAAAACUCCAUGACCCUUGUUCACAAUAGGUGCAGAUUUGCUGAUAAGCAAGUUGUGAGAGUCCAAGAGACGCCAGAUGACAUCCCGGAUGGAGGAACACCACACACUGUGACAUUGUUAAUGCACGACAAGUUGGUUGAUGCUGGCAAGCCCGGCGACAGGGUAGAGGUUACGGGAAUUUACAGGGCUAUGAGUGUCAGAGUUGGUCAGACGCAGAGGACAGUGAAGUCAAUUUUCAAGACUUACAUUGAUUGUCUUCAUCUAAAGACAACGGAUAAGUCAAGAAUGGAUGUACAGGAUCCAAUGGAAACUGAAAAUGGAGCAAGCCAGGGGGAUGAUGAUUCAACUCAGAAAUAUGAAAUCAAUGUGGAACAAUUAAAAGAACUAUCCAGACAGCCUGAUAUAUAUGAGAAGUUGACUAGAUCUUUGGCGCCAAACAUAUGGGAGUUGGAUGACGUAAAGAGAGGCCUUCUUUGCCAGCUUUUUGGAGGGAAUGCAUUGAAGUUGCCAUCUGGUGCUAGCUUCAGAGGUGAUAUAAAUAUUCUCCUUGUUGGGGAUCCUGGAACCAGCAAAUCGCAGCUUCUCCAGUACAUUCAUAAGCUCUCUCCUCGUGGUAUAUACACCAGUGGGAGAGGAAGCUCUGCUGUGGGGCUAACUGCUUAUGUGGCCAAGGAUCCUGAGACUGGUGAAACAGUCCUGGAGAGUGGAGCCUUGGUUUUGAGUGACAGAGGCAUCUGUUGUAUUGAUGAAUUCGACAAAAUGUCUGACAAUGCAAGAAGCAUGUUGCAUGAGGUGAUGGAGCAGCAAACUGUAUCAAUUGCGAAGGCAGGAAUAAUUGUUGGAGAUAAGCGAGGCUGA
Messenger RNA from Salvia miltiorrhiza (redroot sage), 1844 nucleotides. RefSeq names its product DNA replication licensing factor MCM4-like. Gene Ontology annotation, biological process: DNA replication; DNA strand elongation involved in DNA replication; double-strand break repair via break-induced replication. Lineage: Eukaryota; Viridiplantae; Streptophyta; Magnoliopsida; Lamiales; Lamiaceae. Gene Ontology annotation, cellular component: MCM complex; nucleus. The transcript is spliced from 11 exons. The coding region runs from base 123 to 1844 and encodes 573 amino acids. The record is from RefSeq and is a predicted model, not a curated record. Gene Ontology annotation, molecular function: single-stranded DNA binding; ATP binding; single-stranded DNA helicase activity.